UCCGCCCGCGGCGGCGCGCGGCUGCGGAGCGGCAGGAGCUGCCUCCUGCCUCCCCUGCCUCUCUCCUUCCCCCCAGCCCGGCGGCGGCCGUGGAAAGGAGGGUAGCGGCGUGCGAGGAUGGAGCUGUUCCAAGCCAAGGACCACUACAUCCUUCAGAGCGGGGAGCGGGCGCUCUGGUGCAGCCGGAGGGACGGCAGCCUGCAGCUGAGAGCCGCUACUGAUCUUCUUUUGGCUUGGAAUCCCAUUUGUCUGGGCCUGGUAGAAGGAGUCAUUGGCAAAGUUCAGCUUCAUACAGAUUUACCCUGGUGGCUACUUCUGAUUCGACAGAAAGCUUUGAUUGGCAAACUUCCAGGAGACCAUGAGGUUUACAAGAUAACAAAGAUUGCAGUGAUUCCACUUUCUGAAACAGAACCUCAGGAUCUGGAGUUAGAGCUUUGCAAAAAGCACCAUUUUGGGAUAAACAAGCCAGAGAAGAUUACACAGUCCCCAGAUGACACAAAAUUUCUACUGAAGACCCUGACCCAAAUUAAAUCAAAUGUGUCUGCACCAAAUAAAAAGAAGAUUAAAGAAAGCAAAGAGAAAGAGAGGCUGGAGAAGAGACUAUUGGAGGAGCUGUUCAAAAUGUUCAUGGAUUCAGACUCCUUUUACUACAGCCUUACCUAUGACCUAACAAAUUCUGUGCAGAGGCAGAGUGCGUGUGAGAAAACGAACUUAGCGCUGUGGCGGAAAGUUGAUGACAGGUUCUUUUGGAACAAGCACAUGAUUGAAGAUCUCAUCAGCAUUGAUAAUGCUGAAGUGGACUUCUGGAUUCUACCCAUCAUACAAGGAUUUGUGCAAAUUGAAGAACUUGUGGUAAACUAUAGUGAAUCUUCUGAUGAUGAUAAGAGCAGUCCUGAAACUCCUCUUCAGGAAUCCACCUGUAUAGAUGACGUUCAUCCAACGUUUUUGGUGGCACUUAUUUCACGCCGGAGUCGGCACAGAGCUGGGAUGCGGUAUAAGCGAAGAGGCGUUGACAAAAAUGGCAACGUGGCAAAUUAUGUGGAGACAGAGCAGCUGAUUCAUGUCCAUAAUCAUACCCUUUCAUUUAUACAAACAAGGGGCUCUGUGCCUGUUUUCUGGAGCCAAGUGGGUUACAGAUACAACCCACGGCCCCGACUGGACAAGAGUGAAAAUGAAACAGUGUCCUGUUUUCGUGCACACUUUGAAGAACAGCUGAAAAAUUACAAGAAGCAGGUUAUUAUUAAUUUGGUGGAUCAGACAGGCAGAGAGAAGAUUAUUGGCGAUGCUUACCUUAAGCAAGUCCUUCUGUACAACAAUGCAAACCUGACCUAUGUUUCAUUUGACUUCCAUGAGCACUGCCGAGGAAUGAAGUUUGAAAAUGUCCAAACACUGACUGAUGCCAUUCAUGAUAUUAUUCUGGACAUGAAAUGGUGCUGGGUUGACCAAGCUGGUGUGAUUUGUAAACAGGAAGGAAUUUUUCGAGUUAACUGCAUGGACUGCCUGGAUCGCACCAACGUUGUGCAGGCUGCUAUUGCGCGGGUGGUGAUGGAACAGCAGCUCAAAAAACUGGGUGUGAUGCCACCAGAACAACCUCUGCCAGUAAAAUGCAAUAGGAUCUACCAGAUCAUAUGGGCAAACAAUGGAGAUGCCAUAAGCAGGCAGUAUGCUGGCACAGCAGCCUUAAAGGGGGACUUCACACGAACUGGGGAAAGAAAGCUGGCAGGGGUGAUGAAGGAUGGAGUUAAUUCUGCAAACAGAUACUACUUGAAUCGUUUCAGGGAUGCUUACAGGCAAGCAGUCAUAGAUUUGAUGCAGGGUAUCCCUGUAACAGAGGACCUUUACUCCAUAUUUACAAAAGAGAAGGAGCAUGAAGCCCUGCACAAGGAGAAUCUGAGGAGCCAUCAGGAAUUGAUCAGCCAGCUGUUGCAGAGCUACAUGAAACUGCUCUUACCAGAUGAUGAGAAAUUCCAUGGAGGAUGGGCACUUAUUGACUGUGAUCCAAGUCUCAUUGAUGCCACUCAUAAGGACGUGGAUGUUCUGCUGUUACUUUCUAAUUCUGCCUACUAUGUGGCCUAUUACGAUGAUGAAAUCGACAAAGUGAAUCAAUACCAAAGGUUAAGUCUUGAAGCUCUGGAAAAAAUAGAGAUAGGGCCUGAGCCUACUCUCUUUGGCAAACCCAAGUUCUCCUGCAUGAGGCUGCAUUACAGAUCCAAAGAGGCCAGUGGGUAUUUCCACACCCUGAGAGCCGUGGUACGCAGCCCAGAUGAAGAUGGAAAAGACACGCUCCAGUGCAUUGCAGAAAUGCUGAGAAUCACCAAGCAAGCGAUGGGAUUGGAUGUGCCUAUCAUUGAGAAGAAGCUGGAGAGGAAGAGCAGUAAACCUCAUGAAGACAUCAUUGGCAUUCGGUCUCAGAACAGAGGGUCCCUGGCCCAAGGCAAGAAUUAUUUGCUGAGCAAGUUCUCAUCUCUCAAUCAGAAAGUGAAACAAACCAAAUCCAACGUCAACAUCAGCAACCUUCGCAAGUUAGGCAGCUUCACCAAACCCGAGGUGAAAGUCAACUUCUUAAAACCCAAUCUGAAAGUGAACCUUUGGAAGUCUGACAGCAGCCUGGAAACGAUGGAGAACCCAGCGGCAGAUGCUCAAGUCCAGGCUGAGUCUGACACAGAAGGCUCAGACAAUGACUCCUUCCACUCCGAUGACUUCCUGACCAACUCCAAGUCGGAUGAGGACCCGCAGCUGACUGACUCCCUGGAGAACAUAGGGCAGGCAGACUAUGUGCUGCCCAGCUGUGGGAUCAUCGCCUCGGCCCCGCGGCUGGGCAGUCGCUCCCAGUCUGUCAGCAGCACCGAGAUGAACAUCAGCAUUCAGGUGCCCUCGGAGGGCCCUGCCUGCCAGGCUGACCGCUCUGACUGUGAGGACGUGCCCAUGCCUUCUGCUGACAGUGCAGAGAUGGAACUUGCUAAGCCUAUUGAUGUCUACUGCCAGAGGUUUGUGCAUGAUGCUCAAAACAAGGUGUCAGAUGUUCUGGAGGCUGAGGUUGGUUCUCAGGAGCCCCAUCAUGUAACACAUCAAACCAGCAAUAAUACAUCUAAGAGAGCAGAAACCAAGGCUGCAGCUGUUGGGGACGUUCCUUCCAGGCCAUCAAAGCUGGAUGUACAGUCUGCUGAGCCAAACCCUCAGCUCCUAGCUGUUGGUGGGACUGAACUCACUAAACCUCAUAAAAGCCCAGGGUCUGAGACAGGACUGCACAUGACUCCUUCCCCAGCUGACAGCAGCAGCAGCAGAGCUGUGUCUCCCUUUGCUAAGAUUCGCAGCUCCAUGGUCCAGGUGGCUAACAUCACACAAGCAGGACUGACUCAAGGGAUCAAUUUUGCAGUGGCAAAGGUGCAGAAGAGCCCUGCAGAACCAGAAGCUCUGAACGAGGUCAAACAGAAAGAACUGAGAGAAAUGUUUACCCAGUGCCAGACACGAAUCAUUCAAAUCUAGCUGCUGGUUUGGGAAGUGUUCCUCUGGCUGUGGCUUUUAACACAACACCUAAAACCAGGACAACAGGACUCACUGUGGCACGGACUGCUGCAGAAUACUGGGAUCACUGAUGUGGGUAACUUGUUUACAGGAAGGGAGAGACACAAAGGGAUCAGCUUCUGACCAAGCUUCAGAAUUCCCUCAGGCAGCUGAGACAGAAGAAGGGUAACCCAUAGCUAAAGAGGUAGUGUAGACACUGGGCUUCAGUAAGAAGCAUGCUCUCUGUCCUCAAGAGGUUGCACAGUUGGGUUUGUUUUCUGUUUGAGACCAAUUUUGUAGCAAUUCUAAGUUAUCUAGAGAAGUAUUUACAGUAAAAAGGUGAUACUGCACUUCUGUGACCUUACUUAACCUUGCACUGCACCAGCAAAAGAACUUACCAGUAAGUGACACUUUAUUUCUCUUCCUGAUUUAGUAGUGUUUCUACUUGUUUCCACUGAAAGGUUUAGAUGCAGCUUCCUCUGAAUUGUGCCUCUAUGAUGGGAAUUGAUGCUUUCAUUUUUUUUUUUAUUAUGUUAACCUGGAUUUUUUUAUUAUUAUUUUCUUUCUACACAUCCUGGGACACUUUCAGUGAAGACAGAACUUACAGAUCCAGUCAAAGACCCACAGUCCUGCAGUGCAGAUUGACUUUGUAGAUUUUGCUAUUUCUCACUUGUUCUGAGGUGAGGGGAAAGGGAGCCAGUGUCCUCUAGUUGUCUUGUCCAUGCUAAAACCAUUCCUGUUUCCUCUUUCCAGAGCUCCAAACACUAGCAACUGGCUCUGUUUGUCUGUGUAAAGCCAGCCAAGCCAGAUCCCUGACCUUCAGCCUUCGUGUCCCUCUGUGCUAUGGUUUUGUUUGAGCUGUGUUGCAGCUGUCCACGUGUACUAGUCCAUGAAAUCAGUGUUGCACUAGAGCAUAGCUGUCAGCAUCUACUCUAAACCAAAUUCAUUACCAGCUCCAGCUUUUGCCUACUUGCAGCCUAAAGGCUGAGCCUCUCCUUGUGCUGGGUAAAAAACCAAACCCUUCUCUGUGUGUGUCAAAAAUACUCAGUCUCUCUGAAUUACUCUUUCCCAGGAAUGCCUUUGCCAUGCCAGUCUAGUAUAGGACAUGAUCCCAAAGCUACUGUAAAGCAGGACCUUACUCUGCUGUGGUUUGUACCCAGAGCCACCAUUAGAGCCCAGUGCCUCCCUGGUCCAGUCCAUGUACUGUAGAUAGGCUGCACGUGGUGGUGUUCCCAGAAACUCAUGUCCUAGGGGUAGGGUAGUGCAGUGUCUUAGGACUUGUAGUGUGUCUGAAAUGGUUAUCACCUCACCCUGAUGCUCUGAAACUUUGAUAAACAAUUAUUUAUUUGGUUAACUAAAGUGCUGUGGGUUUGGGUUUUUUUGGUUUUGGUUUUUUGAGUGUCCAUACUUGUGGCUCUAUUUAAGAUGAACCUACUGCUGUAUUUUAAUGUGAGCAAUAGACAUCAGAUAUUUUAAUAAAAAAGUGGAAUCAAAA
Molecule: messenger RNA, 4999 nt
Organism: Pogoniulus pusillus (Red-fronted tinkerbird)
Lineage: Eukaryota; Metazoa; Chordata; Aves; Piciformes; Lybiidae
Gene: INPP5F
Product: inositol polyphosphate-5-phosphatase F
Exons: 20
Coding region: 118-3486 (1122 amino acids)
Biological process (GO): phosphatidylinositol dephosphorylation; regulation of endocytic recycling
Cellular component (GO): early endosome; clathrin-coated endocytic vesicle
Molecular function (GO): phosphatidylinositol-4-phosphate phosphatase activity
Source: RefSeq, a predicted model, not a curated record